AUGGAGUCAGAUACCAACAAGACGGAGGUAGAAGUUCCUAACCCAUUGCCAGCUGAUCUAGUUGAAGCCGCCGAGAUCUUGUUGGUACUGGUCAACAAACGUGUAACCGAUGAGGAGGCUGUUUGGAUCGAGGAAGUACGCCAAAGACCAGAGGUCCCUCCAUCUGAUGAUGAAGACGACGCAGUUAGCUCUGAUGCAACUAUUGAUUAUCGCGAAUCACCUACGCCAGAGCCAACACCACCAAACCCUACUAAACCACUAUCGCCCCCUGAAACGCUUACCGAAUCGGAUGACUCAAAGAGCAGGUCCAGUCAAGAAGCUGUCUCUCGACCACUCAAGCACGGUGUUGCCAAAAGGAAGCGGGGAGCCGAGAAUGCCAAUAGUAGCACUGCUACACCUCUCGCUAAAAAGCCCCGCCAAAGAGCAAACAAGAGCUCUGCCAAAAAGCAAAAGUCUGCUGCAGCCAAGGUCCCAAUGACUGCAGAGGAGAGAAAGGCAGCUAGAGAAGCCAAGGCUGAGGAAGAGCGCCAAAUUUACCGGCAAAAGGCGUACAAGCCUCGUGCCAGAAAGGAGCUCGACGUUAAAUUUGAUGCAAUCGGUGUUCCACUAGCAGCCGAGGGAAUCCCAGCUGAGUUGGCCGUUGUCGAGAAAAAACCUCGCGCUGCUCGCAUCAAAUCAAAGCAAACACAAUCUCAACCAUAG
Molecule: messenger RNA, 702 nt
Organism: Botrytis porri
Lineage: Eukaryota; Fungi; Ascomycota; Leotiomycetes; Helotiales; Sclerotiniaceae
Exons: 1
Coding region: 1-702 (233 amino acids)
Source: RefSeq, a predicted model, not a curated record